Neltuma alba is the source of this 663-nucleotide messenger RNA. Its product is annotated as alpha-galactosidase-like. Gene Ontology annotation, cellular component: plant-type cell wall. Gene Ontology annotation, molecular function: hydrolase activity, hydrolyzing O-glycosyl compounds. Lineage: Eukaryota; Viridiplantae; Streptophyta; Magnoliopsida; Fabales; Fabaceae. The transcript is spliced from 8 exons. Bases 7 to 663 code for a protein of 218 amino acids. The record is from RefSeq and is a predicted model, not a curated record. Gene Ontology annotation, biological process: carbohydrate metabolic process.
CCCAAAAUGUCUAAAGCUUUAUUGAACUCCGGAAGGCCAAUUUUCUUCUCCAUGUGUGAAUGGGGCCAAGAAGACCCAGAACUUUGGGCCAGAAAUGUAGGGAAUAGUUGGAGAACAACAGGAGAUAUUGAGGAUAAAUGGGAAAGUAUGACAAAUAUUGCAGAUGCAAACGACAGACGGGCAUCUUAUGCUGGACCUGGGGGAUGGAAUGAUCCAGAUAUGUUGGAAGUUGGAAAUGGAGGAAUGACCACUGAAGAAUAUCGUUCCCAUUUCAGCAUCUGGGCAUUGGCUAAGGCUCCUUUGUUGGUCGGCUGCGAUGUUCGAGCAAUGGAUUCCACAACAUUCGAACUGUUAACCAAUAACGAAGUUAUUGCUGUCAACCAAGACAGCUUAGGAGUUCAAGGAAAGAAGGUGAAGAGUGAAGAUGGUUUGGAAGUAUGGGCUGGUCCUCUCAGUGAUAACAGAAUAGCAGUGAUUUUGUGGAACAGAAGUUCAUCAAAAGCAACUGUGACUGCUUCCUGGUCUGAUAUAGGCUUAGAACCCGCCAGAGUUGUAGAUGCUCGAGAUCUUUGGGAGCAUUCUACACAGACAUCGGUUUCGGUACAAAUCUCUGCAGAACUGGAUUCACAUGCUUGCAAGAUGUAUGUUCUCACUCCCAAUUAA